CUGGACAGCUGGGGAGACCACAGUUUCAGUCUGUGUGCGACUUCUCAGCUACCUGCAGUAGGCAACAUGCCUUUGGUCCUACUUUCUAUCCUCUGGCUCAUCACUCCAACUCAAGCAAUGGCCAUAAAGCAAACACCUGAAUUAGAGCUCUAUGAAGUAGUUCGCCCUAAAAAACUACACAUUUUACACAAAAGGGAGAUACAAAACAACCAGACAGAGAAUGGCAAAGAGGACAGAUAUGAACCUGAACUUCAGUAUCAGAUUACAUUAAAUGGAGAAGAAGUUGUUCUUCACCUACAAAAAAGCAAACAUCUCUUGGGGCCAGACUACACCGAAACGUAUUACUCACCCGGAGGGGAGAAAAUCACUACAAGCCCUCAGAACAUGGAGCAUUGCUACUAUAAAGGACACAUCCUCAAUGAAAAGGAUUCUGUUGCCAGCAUUAGUCUUUGUGAUGGGUUGAGAGGAUACUUCGCGUAUCAUGACCAAAGAUACAUGAUAAAGCCUCUGAAAAGUACAGACCAAGAAGAACAUGCUGUCAUCACAUAUAACCAGGAAGAGCUUGACCUGGCUAAUCACACCUGUGGUGUAAGAAGUGUUGGCAGGAAACAAGGCCAUAUUCGAACCUCUAGGUCACUCAAUAGCCCGGAGCAGGAAGACUUUCUUCAGGCUGAGAAAUACAUUGAUCUCUUUUUGGUGCUGGAUAAUGCCUUCUACAACAUAUAUAAGGGGAAUCUAACUUUGAUAAGAAGCUUUUUGUUUGAUGUGAUGAACCUACUCAAUGUGAUCUAUAAAACAAUAGAUGUUCAAGUGGCGUUGGUGGGUAUGGAAAUCUGGUCUGACGCUGAUAAGAUAAAGGUGGUACCCAACACAGGUGCCACCUUUAACAACUUUCUGAAUUGGCAUCGUUCCAACCUGGAGAAAAUGAAGAUACACGACCAUGCACAGCUACUCAGUGGAAUUGACUUCACCAAUCGACGUGUAGGAAUGGCAGCCACGAAUUCCUUGUGCUCCCCAUCUUCAGUUGCUGUUAUUGAGGCUAAGAAAAAGAAUAGUGUGUCUCUUGUAGGAGUGAUGUCACAUGAAUUAGGUCAUGUCCUUGGUAUGCCUGAUGUUCCCUAUUACACCAAGUGUCCCUCAGGGAGUUGUGUGAUGAAUCAAUAUCUGAGCUCAAAAUUCCCAAAAGAUUUCAGUACAUCCUGCCGUGCACAUUUUGAGAAAUACAUUUUAUCUCAAAAACCAAAGUGCCUGCUACAAGCACCAAUUCCUAAAAAUAUAAUAACAAAGCCAGUGUGUGGGAACCAACUUCUGGAAGUAGGAGAAGAUUGUGAUUGUGGCCCUCCUAAGAAAUGUUCCAAUCCUUGCUGUGAGGCCAUGACCUGUAAAUUAAAAUCUGGAGCUGACUGUAGAGGAGCCACUCUGAACCAUAUCAUGUAA
Messenger RNA from Puma concolor (puma), 1437 nucleotides. It is a transcript of the gene ADAMDEC1, whose product is annotated as ADAM like decysin 1. The record is from RefSeq and is a predicted model, not a curated record. Gene Ontology annotation, molecular function: metalloendopeptidase activity. NCBI's taxonomy places the organism in Eukaryota, Metazoa, Chordata, Mammalia, Carnivora, Felidae. Gene Ontology annotation, biological process: proteolysis.